Sphaeramia orbicularis (orbiculate cardinalfish) is the source of this 1843-nucleotide messenger RNA. It is a transcript of the gene pinx1, whose product is annotated as PIN2 (TERF1) interacting telomerase inhibitor 1. The coding region runs from base 20 to 1183 and encodes 387 amino acids. Gene Ontology annotation, cellular component: nucleolus. The record is from RefSeq and is a predicted model, not a curated record. Gene Ontology annotation, molecular function: nucleic acid binding; telomerase inhibitor activity. The transcript has 7 exons. Lineage: Eukaryota; Metazoa; Chordata; Actinopteri; Kurtiformes; Apogonidae.
GCUGUUUAAGGACCCCAGGAUGGCCAUGCUUGCCGAACCCCGUAGGAAACAGAAGUGGUCAGUUGACCCCAGAAACAGCUCCUGGAGUAAAGAUGACUCCAAAUUUGGACAGAGGAUGCUGGAGCGAAUGGGGUGGUCCAAGGGCAAGGGCCUGGGGAAAAGUGAGCAAGGCGCCACUGAUCACAUCAAAGUAAAACUGAAAAACAACAGCCUUGGUCUUGGAGCCAAUGUCAGCCAUGAGGAUAACUGGAUUGCCCACCAGGAUGAUUUCAAUGAGCUUCUUGCUCAGCUGAACAACUGCCAUGGUCAAAGCAACAAUACCGAUUCUCCACAAGAAGAGCAGACAGGCUUCAGCUUGGAAGAGAAGUCCAAGACGGCCAAAAAGAGGGUCCAUUACAUGAAAUUUACUAAAGGAAAGGAUCUCUCAUCCCGAAGUGAAAAAGAUCUUAACUGUAUCUUUGGAAAGAGGGCUAGAUCUGCCAAAGACCAAGAGCAGGUGCAGGAGAGCAGCAGCAGUGAUUCUCAGGGUGAAAAGGAGGAGAACGUCCCUUCCUCUGCCUCUGCUGAACUGGAUCCGGAGUCCAUCACCAAGACUGUGACCAGCACUCUGACCAUGCAGGAGUAUUUUGCAAAGCGCAUGGCUGAUUUGAGAAGGGCUCGCGGCCAGGCCCAAGGAGAGAGCAGCGAGAAAUCAGGCCCGUCUGAGGAUCCCAGUCCUGUCCACAUCAUUGACGACGACACAGACGAACCUAAGAAGAAGAAGAAGAAAAAGAAGAGCAAGAAGGCAACAGAUGAAGUGGAAGAGGUGGAAGAUGCACAUGCUGAUCCCAUUGUGGUAAAAGAUGAAGAUCUGGAACAAGAAUAUUCAGCGAAGAAGAAGAAAAAAAGGAAAACGGCUGAAAAUGAAGCGCCUACAAAUGAGAACUGUGACUGCACCCCUGUCGAGGAGCUGCCUCCCCCCAAGAAGAAGAAGCAGAAAAAGCAGAAAAGGGAAACCGAGCAUCUAAACGGACACAUCGUGACCGAGGAUCAGAGCGUAGAAUCUGAAGUUGUAGAGAAACAGAAGAAGAAACACAGAGAGGAGGUCAAAGCUGUAGGUAAAGGGGACACAGAGGCGUUGACGGAGAAAAAAUCCAAAAAGGAGAAAAAGAAGAAAAAGAAACAUUCAGAAGAGGCAGAUUAGAGCUGAUGUUUACGCUGAUAUCAACUUGAAAAACUCCUCGCUACACAGACAUGGAAGGGACAUUUUACAGGACAAAUAGAGCUUACAGAUUUCAAAUAGCUGACUAAUAACGAUACACACUCGUCCUGUUUGUCAGAUGAUGAACAAGUGGCUUCAUCUUUUAGAUUCAUCAGUUGAAUCAAAGAUGUAUCGAGCAUCUUUUGCUAUUAAAUGUAAAAUGGGGAAAUCGGAAAGACGUUCCAGUCAUAUGAUAUAAGAAGGGUCCACGUUACCAAGAUGUUAGGGGUCAGAGAAACAACUUUGUAUCAUCAGACACUUCUGUAAUCCCAUGUCUCAUCAUAUAUUUAUAUACACAAUAUUCAGAUGGGGAUUUAAAAAAAAAAAAAAACAUUUCUUUCCACUUUGAUAUCUCAUUGGUGCUAUUAAUAUCUUUAUAUUAUUAUUCAUUUAAGUAUCUGUAGAUCUUUUCAGUUCUGUAUAAACAACAGAAGCUGGUGGUUUUUAUGACCAAUAUCAACAAAUGUAAUUUAUAAAUGGAUGUAAUGUGGUAUUUUGCCUGAAAUCUGGACACUUAUACACCUAUGAAAUGCUUAGAAAUGAAACAAUCUGUGCCUCUUCACCUAAAUGAAAUAAGUUUUUAAUAAAUCAAAUUAAUUGUAA